This is a messenger RNA of Emiliania huxleyi CCMP1516, 2928 nucleotides long. RefSeq lists its product as hypothetical. Gene Ontology annotation, molecular function: triacylglycerol lipase activity. The coding region runs from base 1 to 2928 and encodes 975 amino acids. Gene Ontology annotation, biological process: triglyceride catabolic process; lipid homeostasis. The transcript has 6 exons. NCBI's taxonomy places the organism in Eukaryota, Haptophyta, Isochrysidales, Noelaerhabdaceae. The record is from RefSeq and is a predicted model, not a curated record. Gene Ontology annotation, cellular component: membrane; cytoplasm; lipid droplet.
AUGGCCGAGUUCGUCAUCGCGCGCUACGACGAGCCGCUCGGCUGGCUCUCUGAGCUCGAGCCGGCGGCGGUCACCGUCUACAACAAGGGCGACGGCCCGUGCGGCGGCGGCGGCGCUCGCUUUGCCGAGGUGCGCUGCCCCAAUGUGGGCCGCGAGGGCGAGGCGUACCUGCGCCACAUCCUCGACCGCUACGAGAGCCUGCCGACCGUCACGGUCUUUGCGCAGGCCGACAUCACCGACCACCUCGCCGCCUGGACCGCCUUCGGAACCCGGUGGGGCGGCGCCCGCUUCCGCACCAAGGGCGACUUUUUGCGCCACCUCGCCGCGCAGGCCGCCGCAGAGGGCAUUUCCGAGCCGACCGAGGUGUUUCCGUGCGACACUUCGGACCACAACUGGCGCCUCGACUGGAACCGCGACCACCUCGGCCGGGAGGGCGAGUGGUUCAUGGCAGACAGCUACCGGGGAGGGCGGCGGCGUGCCUUUGUCGACUGGUUUGAGGCGCACGUCGCCGCCCCUCCCGCGGCGGGCGACUUUUCCGUCUGCUCGUGCGGCAUCUUUGCCGUGCGGCGCGACCGGAUCCUCGCGAGGCCGCGAGCGUACUACGAGGCGCUGCGCUCCGAGGUGGGGUGGCAUCCUGACCCGGCCGAGGGCCACUUCCUCGAGCGGGCGUGGUGGUACGUCGCGAGCGGGCCGCCGCCACCGCACCUCGAGGCGGUGCUGCGCGUGGCCGGCUCGCUGCAGCCCGUCCUCCUGCUCGGCGACCGGGCCAGCGUGCGGCUCGCCGCGCUGCCAAACGUGCGGUUUGUCGACGCGGCGCCGCUGCGCGCGGCGACGUCGCACCUGCGUGCCCACUACCUCGCGGCGUGCGCGGCGCCGGACCGGGCGGAGUGGGCGCGGCUCGACCGGCUCUUCACACUCGGCAGGCUCCUCUCCGGGAGGCGAGCGUGCGGCGGGCUGCUCGAGCCGCUCGAGCCGCCGCCUCGCGCGGCGCUCGCGCUCGACGACACGUGCGUCCUCCUCCGCCCGCUCUCCUCCUCCGCCGCCGCCUUCCUCCCGCCCGACGGGCGGUGCGCCUCCUCGGCCGACCUCGGAGCGGCGCUCUGCAGCUCCCGGUUCUGCGAGGCGCUCGAGCGGCGCUUCGAGGAGGCGGAGGAGGGCGGCGUCCCAACCCCGCGCUCGGGUGGCGAGCGGGCGGCGGGCGGGCCCUCGUACCCCUCGUACGAGCGCGGCGACGACGGGCUCGUGCGGUUUGUGCAGCGGGGCGGGCGCAACUUUGCGCUCGACCUGCCCAGCGGCGGGCUGGUGGAGCCCGCCUGCGUGCGGUUCGGCUCGUGCGGCAGCGGGGCGCUGCGGCUGCCGUGGCUGCGGGAGCGGCUCGCCCUCCCGCCCCUCCUGCUCGACCGGGCGAGGGAAAUUGAGCACCGCCGCGCAGCAGAGCAGCCGCGCCCUCGCGCGCAACACCAACACGACGCGGCAGCGGACGCAGUCGGGGGCCGGCCGCCGACGAUGGAGGACGACUCGGACCUGUUUGACCCUCCACGGCGCAUCACCUUCUCGUUCGACUCCUCUGGCUGGCUCUACACGUACCACCUCGGCGUGGCGCAUUACCUCCAGCAGGCACUGCUCGGCGGCAGCGGCGGCGGCGGCGGCCCGUCCUCCGACUUCGCCUUUUCGGGCUCCUCUGGCGGCGCGCUGGUGGCGGGCGCGCUGGCGACCGGGAUCGACAUCCACGCCCUCGCCUCGUUUGUCAUCUCCUGCCACGGCGAGUGCCAGUACAACCCGUGGAGGAUGUUUCCGUGCACGGACCGCGCCCUGCAGCGCUUCGUCGGGCAGGCGGCUCACAAGCGCGCCAACGGGCGGCUGCGCGUGCUGCUAACGCGCAUUCAGCUGUGGACCCUCAAGCCGGCGGUGCGGCCCGAGACGGUCUCCGCCUUUGGCUCGACGCAGCACCUCAAGCAAGUGCUGCGCGCCUCGUGCCACAUCCCCUUCCUGGCGGGCCCGCUGCCAUACCACGUGCCGCGCCAGGACGCGCCGGACGGGAGCAUGCUGCACGCGGGCGGCGACUUUAUUGACGGGCUCUACUGGCCGUCCGUGCUCUUCAUGUGGCGACAGUUUGACCGCGCCGACACCCUCGUGCGCGUCUCUGGGAUCGGAAACCCGCUCGCCGCCAUCCGGCCGCCGCUGCCGGUGCCGCUGCACUGGGUCGUGCUGCCGCCGCCGCCAGAGACGCUCUGGAAGCUCUUCGCGUGCGGGUACCACGACGCGGCCCAGUGGCUCGCGGAGCACACGGAGGAGGGCGAGGCCGAGCUGCUCGCCGAGGAGGAGGCGCCGCCCUCGCCCGGAUCGCACUCGGGCCUGCCCGGCUUGCGCCGCCGCUCCUCGCGCCAGCCGCUGCCGCAGCUCGGCGCGGCGGCGGCGCACGGUCUGCCCGCCGGCGCGCUUCCGCCGCCGCCUGCGCCGAGCCGCGAGGAGAUGCGUUGGCUUCUGCUGCGCGGGUGGGCGCACCUGCUGCUGCUGACGCUGCUCUUUCCGCUGGCGGUGCCGUACAUCGCCUUCCUCGAGACGAGACGCCGCAAGACGGAGGGCGACGAGCGGCCGCUGCGCGACGUCGUCUUCUACCGCGCGCUGCACUCGCUGCAGGCGGCCGCCUUCUUCGCGCUCUGGCCGCUCCUGCUCGGCGCGACGCUGCUGCGCUACUUCUUCUGCCUCUCGCGCCAGCCCGACCGGCGCCGGCAAACCUACUUCGACGGGUCCUCCUCCUCCCUCUCGUCGCUCGUGGACGAGAGCGGCUCGCUCCGCGCCUCCUUCCAGCGCACGCCAAGCGGCGAGUACCAGCGCUCCGGCGCGAGAGGGACGAGCCCGCGCGCCUCGCCCGCCCCGCGCGUGUGCACGAGGGGCGAGGCCGCGAAGGCCGCGAACCGCCUCUGA